GUGGGACAUAGAAGCUCAACAUUAAAACCACCUUCACCACCUCACAAAAACACCACUCAGGCUCAUCGGCCAGUUGACACUUUUGAGGUGUACAGCUUAGCCCAGCCCUUAAAGAUAGAGAGAGAGAUGCCACUGUCUUAUUGUAUAGCAGAGGGAAAGCCCUGCGUGCGUUGGGUUGAGAAGUACUUCAAGGACUGCCUCUGCAACCUCCGCGACGACUUCUUCUUCAACUUCUCCUUCAGUUUCGGGCUUGUCAGCUUAGUAUGUUGGGGAGUUGCAGAAAUCCCUAAGAUAAUCACCAACUUUCAGACUAAGUUGAGCCAUGGAAUAUCUCUUGCUUUCCUCCUCCUUGGGUUGCCGGGGGAUGCUGAAGAACUCUGCAUUUUCGAGGAAAAGUCUGGUAGAGCUUCAGAUUUAAUUGGGUGCGUGAGAGACUGCUGUAUUCAUGAAUCAUCAGUUGAUGGCUUUAAUUUGUGGGGUUUUAGCUAGAAGCCCAUGUGGCCAGAAUAGUUAAAAUGUUGAAAUAGUUUAGUUAAAAGCAACUCAUAUGAAGUCCACAUUGCUUCCAUUUUGCUUGUUUGCUUCAGUUAAUUUGUGGAUAUUGGCUUGAUUUGGAGAAUAGCCAAGAUUUUCAAGA
Messenger RNA from Rosa rugosa (rugosa rose), 637 nucleotides. RefSeq lists its product as uncharacterized. The record is from RefSeq and is a predicted model, not a curated record. The coding region runs from base 127 to 489 and encodes 120 amino acids. The transcript has 2 exons. NCBI's taxonomy places the organism in Eukaryota, Viridiplantae, Streptophyta, Magnoliopsida, Rosales, Rosaceae.